AAUGAUGCCAUUUGUUUCUAGGAUAGUUUCUUAAGCAUUGCCCAUCAGAGAGUAGUAGCAUCCCUCUCUGAGGUUCCCCCCAACCCUGGCUGAGUCCCUGCCCUCCCUUUGGCUUCUCUGGCACCCCCGAGCAGGGCCAGCCCCCCCUCCCCCCCUCCCUCUCCCUCCCUCUACGUGGAGUUCCCCACCAGGCCUGUCCCUGCCAGGGACCCCCAGGCCGAGGGAGGCGGGGAGGGGGCUCUUCGGGAGGAACAGCCUCGUGGGGGUCCUUCCCGCAGUGCUGCUCCUUUAAGGCCAAGCCCCGCCUCUCUUUGGGCGCCUGCCUCCGCCCCCAGGGUGACGUCACGGCAAGGCCAGCCCCGCCCCGAUCCCUUGGAAACAGGCAGGCAGAGGGGAGGGGGGCCUCCGCGGGCGGAAGUGAGGGGGCGCUUCCGGUUGGGCCCAGCCGAGGGAGAGGCGCCAACUCUUCGCGUGUUCCUCGGGAGCCUCGCGCGGACUCAGAACCCGGACCCUUCCCCCGGCAGAGAAGGCUGUCCUGCGAAAGGAGGGAGGCUGCAGGGUGGGAGUGGCAGAAGAAGCUUCAGGCUGAAGUGGAAAAGAACCAGCAGGUGCAGAAAGGUAACUUCUGAACAAGUUCUGCGAAGAUCACCUUGUGAGAGCUUUGCCCGAGGAGUGCUGUAAGUCUAAAGUAACUUCAAGAUACACAGCAAUGACAAGAAGAAAAAAUAAGUAGUAGAAAAAUAUAUUUCAAGCUGUGUAAUUAAGGGGGGAAAUAAGAUUGUGCUGAAGAAAGAGACGCUUGCUGAAAGUGAGCAGAAGGCUAAAGUAAUACAAAGACUGCUGUUCGGGAGGUUAUAUCUGUGAACCCCUGGCAUGAUAUUUGAAUUAUAAUUGUAAAAGAAUGUCAAGUCCUUCACCACCCUAUCCUAGAUCACACACAGGGGAGAAGUUACAUCAGUGUAUGGAAUGUGGGAAACAAUUUGAUAGGAAACAUUCUCUUACUGUUCAUGAACGGACGCACACAGGGGAGAAGCCCUAUAAAUGCAUAGAAUGUGGAGAAAGCUUCAGUUGGAAUGGCAGUCUACGUUCCCAUCAAAGGACCCAUACAGGGGAGAAGCCAUAUAAAUGUAUGAAAUGUGGAGAAAGCUUCAGUCAGAGUGGCAGUCUACGUUCCCAUCAAAGGACCCAUACAGGGGAGAAGCCAUAUAAAUGCAUGGAAUGUGGAGAAAGCUUCAGUCAGAGUGGCAGUCUACGUUCCCAUCAAAGGACCCAUACAGGGGAGAAGCCAUAUAAAUGUAUGGAAUGUGGAAAAAACUUCAGUCGGAGUGGCAGUCUACGUUCCCAUCAAAGGACACACACAGGGGAGAAGCCAUAUAAAUGCAUAGAAUGUGGAGAAAGCUUUAUUCAGAGUGACCAUCUACGUUCCCAUCAAAGGACCCACACAGGGGAGAAGCCACAUAAAUGCAUAGAAUGUGGAGAAAGCUUCAGUCGGAGUGACAGUCUACGUUCCCAUAAAAGGACCCACACAGGGGAGAAGCCCUAUAAAUGUAUAGAAUGUGGAGAAAGCUUCAGUCGGAGUGGCAGCCUACGUUCCCAUCGAAGGACCCACACAAGGGAGAAGCCAUAUAAAUGCAUGGAAUGUGGAGAAAACUUCAGUUGGAGUAGCAGUCUACAUUCCCAUCAAAGGACCCACACAGGGGAGAAGCCCUAUAAAUGCAUAGAAUGUGGAGAAAGCUUCAGUCGGAGUGACAGUCUACGUUCCCAUCAAAGGACCCACACAGGAGAGAAGCCACAUAAAUGCAUGGAAUGUGGAGAAAACUUCAGUUGGAGUAGCAGUCUACGUUCCCAUCAAAGGACCCACACAGGAGAGAAGCCACAUAAAUGCAUGGAAUGUGGAAAAAGCUUCAAUCAGAGUGGCAAUCUACGUUCCCAUCAAAGGACCCACACAGGAGAGAAGCCACAUAAAUGCAUGGAAUGUGGAAAAAGCUUCAGACAGAGUUGCAAUCUGCGUACCCAUCAAAGGAAGCACACAGGGGAGAAGCCAUAUAAAUGCAUGGAAUGUGGGAAGAGCUUCAGUCACAGUGGCAAUCUACGUUCCCAUCAAAGGACCCACACAGGGGAGAAGCCACAUAAAUGCAUGGAAUGUGGAAUGUGCUUCAGUCACAGUAAAAGUCUGCAUAUCCAUCAAAAGACCCAUACAGAGGAGAAACCAUAGAAAUGCAUAAAAUGUGGAGAAAUUUUCAGUCAGAGUUAACAAUAUGCAUUCCUAUCAAAGGACCCAAAUAGGGAAGAAUCCAUAUACAUUCAUGGAAUGGGGAAAGCGCCUCAGUCACAGUGGAAUCCGCAUUCCCAUCAAAGUUUGACAGGGACAAAUGCAAGAUACUUCACUUUGGCAGAAAAAACAGAAUGCAAAGAUACAGAAUGGGGGAUGAUGCCUGGCCCGACAGCAGUAGAUGUGAAAAAGACCUUGGAGUCCUCGUUUACAACAAGUUAAACAUGAGCCAACAAUGUGAUGCGGCUGUUAAAAAAGCCAAUGGGAUUCUGUCCUGCAUCAAUAGGAGUAUAGCGUCUGGACUGAAAACUUUAAUUUUCCUAUAAGUUAAUAUGGUCUUGUCUUGUGUUUAAUAAACCUCAGACUUUAUACCGAGAGAGCCCUGGAACAGGAGACCACCAGCCUUGCUUUGUGUGUACUUAUCCCUGCGUAGAGUGAAACCCUUUCUGGAUAUGAGACUGUUUAAUCCCACCUUUGGCAAAGGGUCCAUCAGGAUACACAGCAUAUCUCCUUAAAUGUAGAGAAUAGAGGACAAAGAAUGAUGACAAUGAUCGAUGAAGAUUCAUGAAUCCAUUGAGAUGGACACAUUAACUAAAUUGAUGAAGUAUAGAACAGCAUUGAAAGGAAACAGAGUAAAUAGAGAUAGAAAUCAUAUAGUGGGUGAGAGUUUUGUAGACUAGUGUCAGUUUUGUUCUAAUUGUGCAGGUGUGUGUCCUUGCUCCCUUUAUAUUUGUUAAAUAGUCCUUUUUCCAAAAAAAUGUAUCAAAAUUAUUAUUUGUGUAAAAAUAUUGUUUUUAAAUACCAAAAUUGUAAUUUGUUUAAAUGGGCUUGGGUAUGUUUUUCUUUUUGUCUUUGAAUAAAUAUUGUUUUUUAAAACGAGUGUGAUACA
Messenger RNA from Anolis carolinensis (green anole), 3161 nucleotides. RefSeq names its product zinc finger and SCAN domain-containing protein 2-like. Gene Ontology annotation, molecular function: RNA polymerase II cis-regulatory region sequence-specific DNA binding; DNA-binding transcription factor activity, RNA polymerase II-specific. Lineage: Eukaryota; Metazoa; Chordata; Lepidosauria; Squamata; Anolidae. Gene Ontology annotation, biological process: regulation of transcription by RNA polymerase II. Bases 902 to 2215 code for a protein of 437 amino acids. The record is from RefSeq and is a predicted model, not a curated record. The transcript has 3 exons. Gene Ontology annotation, cellular component: nucleus.